GUGAGGCAGCGCCCGCCGGGCUCCGCCGCUGCGCUGCCGCCGCUCCUGCUGCUGCUCCUGCUGCUGCUCCUGCGGCCGCGGCGGAGCCGCGAGGGAAAGGCAGAGAGCCGCGGCCGUUCCCCCGGCCCGCCGCCGCAGCGGUGGCCGCGGCCGCGGCUCUGCUCGCAGGCGAGCGGCUCUUCGGCGCUCCGGCGGGGCAGGCGGGCGACGGCGGCUCGGUCGUGCCUGCGCUGCGGGCUGCGGCGAGCGGCGCCGGGUAAAUGGAUCGCCAUUCCAGCUACAUCUUCAUCUGGCUGCAACUGGAGCUGUGCGCCAUGGCCGUCCUGCUCACCAGAGGUGAAAUCAGAUGCUACUGCGAUGCUGCACACUGUGUUGCAACCGGCUAUAUGUGCAAAUCUGAGCUUAGCGCCUGCUUCUCCAGACUGCUUGAUCCUCAGAAUACACAUUCCCCACUUACUCAUGGCUGCUUGGACUCUAUUGCAAGCACAGCUGAGAUCUGCCAGGCCAAACAAGCACAAAACCACUCUGGCACCACCACCAUGUCCACUUUGGAAUGCUGUCAUGAAGAUAUGUGCAACUACAGAGGACUACAUGAUGUUUUGUCUCCUUCCAGGGGCGAUGCUUCAGGACAAGGGAGCAGAUAUCAACAUGACAGCAGCAGGAAUCUCAUCACCAAAGUGCAAGAAUUGACUUCUUCAAAAGAGUUAUGGUUCAGGGCAGCUGUAAUUGCUGUUCCAAUAGCUGGUGGGCUAAUCUUGGUGCUCCUUAUCAUGCUGGCCUUGAGGAUGCUCAGGAGUGAAAACAAGAGACUGCAAGAUCAGCGACAGCAAAUGCUCUCUCGUUUGCACUACAGUUUUCAUGGACAUCAUUCGAAAAAAGGGCAGGUGGCAAAAUUGGACUUGGAAUGCAUGGUGCCUGUGACUGGUCACGAGAACUGCUGCAUGACCUGUGAUAAAAUGAGACAUUCAGACCUCAGCAAUGAUAAAAUUCUUUCACUAGUCCACUGGGGAAUGUACAGCGGACAUGGGAAGCUGGAAUUUGUAUGACCAAUUAUUUUUUAAUCUGAGCUAAACUUACUCUCUGAACUCUUGAAGGCCUUUGGGUUCUACUGGACAGGAGCACUUUAUCUUAAAAAUUCUCAUAAAACAUCUUUGAGAAACAAAGGACCUCUGCAAACAGAAUCUUGGAUAUUUCUUCUGAAGGAUUCCAAAAGUUGUCUUAUUUGCACAGAGUAAAAUACACUCAAAUGUAUUGUUUGCUUCAGAGUUGUGAAAGCAAAAGUUAGAAGUUGUAAACACUGUCACCAGGGUUAUCUUGAACUGUAGGGAGCUGAGAAGUGAGUUAUUAUAAUAAACUGUAUGCAAGCUCCUAUGUUUCCUGACUUAUUGUAAAGAUUUUUAAAAAUAUAUAUAUUUUGUCUGAAA
Messenger RNA from Hirundo rustica (Barn swallow), 1424 nucleotides. RefSeq names its product BMP and activin membrane bound inhibitor (gene BAMBI). The record is from RefSeq and is a predicted model, not a curated record. The transcript is spliced from 3 exons. Gene Ontology annotation, biological process: positive regulation of canonical Wnt signaling pathway; transforming growth factor beta receptor signaling pathway; negative regulation of transforming growth factor beta receptor signaling pathway. NCBI's taxonomy places the organism in Eukaryota, Metazoa, Chordata, Aves, Passeriformes, Hirundinidae. Bases 261 to 1046 code for a protein of 261 amino acids. Gene Ontology annotation, molecular function: frizzled binding.